AUGCAAGAAAGACUUGAAGGUGUUUCUGAAAGUGAUGCUCUUCAAAAACAAGUGGGAGAUAGUACAGAAAAAGAAAAUCCUAGCCAAAAUAUUGAGGAAGCUGAGCAAAAAUCGAAUCCCAAUGAUCAGAAGGGUAAUGAAGUUUCUGCAUCAGGUAAAGGAAAAGCGAAAGUUUUUGAAGAUGAUGAAGACAAAGAAGAGCUAUCUGAAGAGUUAGAAGCGAAGGAGGCUAAAGCUAGAAUUGUGAAAGUCACCCUUGAAACUCAGAAGUCGCUUUUUCUACCUUGGACUAUGGAAAGAAUUCACAAUGAAGCUGUUAAUAAUCCAAACACUCACUGUUUGGAUCCAUCAUUAUCUUUCAAUCUAAAUAAUACUAUCGAUUUUCAACUUGAUUUUCUGAUCACUCCCAAGGCUUUUUUGAUCCAAUGCUUUGAGAAGAUUGAGAAAGCUCCACUCUCGAACUAUGUUGUCAAUCAUAUGCUCUUCUAUUUCUAUCUUAAGUAUGGAAAGCCUCAAUAUCAGACUUGGAGUUCGUAG
Molecule: messenger RNA, 537 nt
Organism: Lactuca saligna
Lineage: Eukaryota; Viridiplantae; Streptophyta; Magnoliopsida; Asterales; Asteraceae
Source: the annotation of a GenBank genome assembly